This is a messenger RNA of Sparassis crispa, 1419 nucleotides long. RefSeq lists its product as hypothetical. The transcript is spliced from 2 exons. The coding region runs from base 1 to 1419 and encodes 472 amino acids. The record is from RefSeq and is a predicted model, not a curated record. Lineage: Eukaryota; Fungi; Basidiomycota; Agaricomycetes; Polyporales; Sparassidaceae.
AUGGAUCCAGAGUCCACUGAAUCCUCGCUCGACCCGAUCUCUGAUAGUAUGCGCACUUUGAUCCCAUUGUUCGAACGUCUUCCUCGUACGAUGUGGCGCAUAGAACAAGGACGGUUUAUGCUGUUAGAUUCUCCCGACCUCACAUUUAGUGCUACUUUCAUCUCUUCCGCCAAGCAGAUCAAGGUUCUGAAAUGGUGUUUUAAUGGAGACAUCACAGCCGCUGCGCUGUGGUAUAUCCUGCAGAGGUGGCCCCCGCAGAAUGGCCCCUUGCUUCCGGAGUUGCGCGAGUUGGAGUGGGUAGACGAAAGAGCGGAAACAAUUCCUUUAAUCUCCAAGUUGCCUGGUUCCCGUCUGCAACGGUUCAGCUUGGCCACAUCGCAUAUCGAGCAAGCAGAAGGUGUGCUUCGCAAGGUGUUGCCGAUGUGUCCACAGCUCGAGUUCCUCUCCGUUUGGGCUCACAGCUCGAGAAUCAUUCCGGGGAAGAGGAAGGAUUUUCUGGGGUCCAUUUUCCCUGUGGGGAAAAGGACCGACUUGUCUUCAAUUCUUCGGGCGACUAUGUCGCUUCGUGUACUGUCACUCAUGCCGGGAAUUUUGCUCUCCCCAGAAGAAGUCCUUGCGCUUGCAGUCUUGCCGCAUCUGACUGAGGCAAGCUUCUUCGUGGGCUCCGACGGUUCCAGCAUCCCACGAGAUCCGGUGGCGCCAGGUGGUUUUCCCGCAUUGAAGAAGCUUGCCUUGUACUCGGAUACGCUCACCGAGCACAUACCGAUUUUCCUCGACCAGGCAGGUGUAAUCCAUCUCAGCGAGAUCAUUUUGGGUGUCUGUAACUGCCCUUCUCCCGACUCACUUCAUAAGUUUUUCGACUUCCUCGCACAUUCCCCAUUCAAUCACGCCCUGAUCAAGUUGAAAGUGGACGUUCUCGGUAAUGAGCAAACGGAUCCCGCCCAUGCAAGUGAACCUGUUGGCGAAUUCACCAUUACGCCGCGUCAGCUGGAGCCUCUCCUGAGAAUGGGGUCGCUCAGCUGUUUGGAGAUAGGCGUCAAUCACCUUCAGCUGGACGCAUCCUUUCUGAAGUGUCUCGCCCUGUCCCUCUCCCACAUUCAACGGCUCGUCAUCAUGCACCACAGAAACCAUGUUGAUUGCAAGUUCGUCCCGCUCACCGAUCUGGUCCCCUUCACAGAACAUUGCCCUGACCUCCGUUACAUUGGCUUUGACGUUGACAAAGAGACGGAGAACGAGCUGGGCGAGACCUGGAAGUCCAAUUCGCGGGUGGAGUGUAUCGAUUGUGGCAUUCACAAUACGCAGAUGUCAGAGUUCAUGCUGCCGAAUCUGUCCCGAUUGUUCCCCAUGGUGAAGAAAGUUGAUUGGGUCGUAUGGAAGCCUGAGUCCUGCGCCUCACGUCCUGGAAUCUGUCAUCUUUAG